This is a messenger RNA of Oryctolagus cuniculus (rabbit), 10830 nucleotides long. It is a transcript of the gene UBA6, whose product is annotated as ubiquitin like modifier activating enzyme 6. Gene Ontology annotation, molecular function: SUMO activating enzyme activity; ubiquitin activating enzyme activity. Gene Ontology annotation, biological process: protein sumoylation; protein ubiquitination; DNA damage response. Gene Ontology annotation, cellular component: SUMO activating enzyme complex; nucleus; cytoplasm. The record is from RefSeq and is a predicted model, not a curated record. Lineage: Eukaryota; Metazoa; Chordata; Mammalia; Lagomorpha; Leporidae.
ACCCCCGCCGCCCCGCCCCCUUCCCUGCCUCCCCGUAGCCGGCGGCGGCGCGGCGUCUGAGGCAGCGAUGGAGGGGUCCGAGUCGGUCGCAGCGCCGCGGGAGGAAGCAGCAUCCUGUUCUUCCUGGGGGUCCGGCAGUACAAGUAAGAAUUUUACCAUUAUGUCAGCUGAAUCUGUGGAGAUUGAUGAUGCGUUAUAUAGUCGCCAGAGGUAUGUUCUUGGAGACACAGCAAUGCAGAAGAUGGCCAAGUCCCAUGUUUUCUUAAGUGGUAUGGGUGGUCUCGGUUUGGAAAUUGCAAAGAAUCUUGUUCUUGCUGGGAUUAAGGCACUUACAAUCCAUGAUACAGAAAAAUGCCAGGCAUGGGAUCUAGGAACCAACUUCUUUCUCUGUGAAGAUGAUGUUAUUAAUAUGAAAAACAGGGCUGAAGCUGUACUUCAACAUAUUGCAGAACUAAAUCCAUAUGUGCAUGUUACGUCAUCAUCUGUUCCUUUCAAUGAAACCACAGAUCUUUCAUUCUUAGAUCAAUACCAGUGUGUAGUAUUGACUGAAAUGAAACUCCCCUUGCAGAAGAAGAUCAAUGACUUCUGCCAUUCUCACUGCCCUCCAAUUAAGUUCAUCAGUGCGGAUAUACAUGGAAUUUGGUCACGCUUGUUUUGUGAUUUUGGUGAUGAAUUUGAAGUUUCAGAUACAACAGGAGAAGAACCAAAAGAAAUUUUCAUUUCAAACAUAACACAAGCUAAUCCUGGCAUUGUCACUUGCCUUGAAAAUCAUCCUCACAAACUUGAGACAGGACAGUUCCUAACAUUUCGAGAAAUUAAUGGAAUGACAGGUUUAAAUGGAUCGACACAACAAAUAACUGUGGUAUCACCAUUUUCUUUUAGCAUUUGUGACACUACAGAACUAGAACCAUAUUUACAUGGUGGCAUAGCUGUCCAAGUGAAAACUCCUAAAAUGUUUUACUUUGAGCCAUUGGAGAGGCAGAUAAAGCAUCCAAAAUGCCUUAUCGCAGAUUUUAGCAAACCUGAGGUACCUCUACAGAUUCACACAGCUAUGCUUGCCUUGGACCAGUUUCAGGAGAACUAUAGUCGGAAGCCAAAUAUUGGAUGCCAACAAGAUUCAGAAGAGCUGUUGAAACUGGCAACAUCCAUAAGUGAAACCUUGGAAGAAAAGCCUGACAUAAAUGUUGACAUUGUCCGUUGGCUGUCUUGGACUGCUCGAGGGUUUUUGUCCCCACUUGCUGCAGCUGUAGGAGGUGUUGCCAGCCAAGAAGUUUUGAAAGCUGUGACAGGGAAGUUUUCUCCUUUGUGCCAGUGGUUAUAUCUAGAGGCAGCAGAUAUUGUCGAAUCCCUAGACAGACCUGAAUGUGAAGAAUUUCUUCCACGAGGAGAUAGGUAUGAUGCCUUAAGAGCGUGCAUUGGAAACACUUUGUGUCAGAAGCUACAAAAUUUGAAUAUCUUCUUAGUAGGAUGUGGAGCCAUAGGCUGUGAAAUGUUGAAAAAUUUUGCUUUACUUGGUGUUGGCACAAGCAAAGAGAAAGGAAUGGUCACAGUUACUGAUCCUGACUUGAUAGAAAAAUCCAAUUUAAAUAGGCAGUUCCUAUUUCGUCCUUACCACAUACAGAAACCUAAAAGCUAUACUGCUGCUGAUGCGACUCUGAAAAUAAAUCCUCAACUAAAAAUAGAUGCACACCUGAACAAAGUAUGUCCAGCCACUGAGACCAUUUACAAUGAUGAGUUCUAUACUAAGCAAGAUAUAAUUAUUACAGCAUUAGAUAAUGUGGAAGCCAGGAGAUAUGUAGACAGCCGCUGCUUAGCAAAUCUACGACCUCUCUUAGAUUCUGGAACAAUGGGCACUAAGGGACACACAGAAGUUAUUGUACCUCAUUUGACUGAGUCUUACAAUAGUCAUCGGGAUCCCCCAGAAGAGGAAAUACCAUUUUGUACUCUAAAAUCCUUUCCGGCUGCUAUUGAACAUACUAUACAGUGGGCAAGAGAUAAGUUUGAAAGUUCCUUUUCCCAUAAGCCUUCACUGUUUAACAAAUUUUGGCAAACCUAUCCAUCUGCAGAAGAUGUCUUACAGAAGAUGCAAAAUGGACACAGCUUAGAAGGUUGUUUUCAAGUUAUUAAGUUACUUAGCAGAAGACCAAGAAACUGGUCUCAGUGUGUAGAAUUAGCAAGAUUAAAAUUUGAGAAGUAUUUUAACCACAAGGCUCUUCAGCUUCUUCAUUGUUUUCCCCUAGACACAAGAUUAAAAGAUGGCAGUUUAUUUUGGCAAUCACCAAAGAGGCCACCUUCUCCAAUAAAAUUUGAUUUAAAUGAACCUUUGCACCUCAGUUUUCUUCAGAAUGCUGCAAAACUAUAUGCUACGGUGUAUUGCAUUCCAUUUACAGAAGAGGGCUUAUCAGCAGACGCCCUCCAGAAUAUUCUUGCAGAAGUAAAGAUUGAGGAGUUCAAGCCUUCCAAUAAGGUUGUUCAAACAGAUGAAACAGCAAGGAAACCAGAGCAUGUUCCUGUUAGCAGUGAAGAUGAGAGGAAUGCUGUUUUCCAGCUGGAAAAGGCUAUUUCAUCUAAUGAAGCUACCAAAAGUGACCUUCAAAUGGCAGUGCUUUCCUUUGAAAAGGAUGAUGAUAGUAAUGGACACAUAGAUUUCAUCACAGCGGCCUCCAAUCUUCGUGCCAAAAUGUAUAGCAUUGAACCAGCUGACCGUUUCAAAACAAAGCGAAUCGCUGGGAAAAUUAUACCUGCCAUAGCAACAUCUACUGCUGCGGUUUCUGGCUUGGUUGCCCUGGAGAUGAUCAAAGUGGCUGGUGGCUAUCCAUUUGAAGCUUACAAAAAUUGUUUUCUUAACCUAGCCAUUCCAAUUCUAGUGUUUACAGAGACAACUGAAGUGAGAAAAACUGAAAUCAGAAAUGGAAUCUCAUUUACAAUUUGGGACAGAUGGACUAUACAUGGAAAAGAAGAUUUCACCCUAUUGGAUUUCAUAAAUGCAGUAAAAGAGAAGUACGGCAUUGAACCAACAAUGGUGGUACAGGGAGUCAAAAUGCUUUAUGUUCCUGUUAUGCCUGGUCAUGCAAAAAGAUUGAAAUUAACAAUGCAUAAACUUGUGAAACCUUCUACUGAGAAGAAAUACGUGGAUCUUACUGUGUCGUUUGCCCCAGAUACUGAUGGAGAUGAAGAUUUGCCAGGACCUCCAGUAAGAUACUACUUCAGUCAUGACAGUGAUUAAUAGAAGUUGUCUUAAAAUUACUCCUGGACUACUUGAUUUUGGACAUGGUGCGCUUAAUUCAGAAACUAUGAAAAAAAAAUCAGCUCUAAUAUUAUGGAUUUCUUUUUGAUGAAGCCUUAAUUAAAGGGGAACAUCAAUAGGAAACUACUGUAAAGAACUGUAAAACAUUUUGGAGCGUUAAUGUACACUUGUCUCAUGCUUCACAAAUGACCAUGAUCACAAGCUACUUUGAACUGGAAUACCAUUUUUUAAUGAUGACAACAAAUUUGUAUAUUAACUUCUCUGGAUGAAAAAGAAGGAAAAAAUAUUUAUUUAUGACCAGAAGUGAUAAGGAUCAAGAAAUUGAAAGUAAUGAAUGCAACUAUCCAAAAGGUCUAAUCUCAUUUUAUGAAUUUUUUUUGUUAGUGUUUGACACCCACUUUUCUAUCUGAAUAGUGUGUGGCACCCUGAUCCUCUCAUAUGUUUAGGCUUUAAGCUUCUAAUACUAGUGGGAAGAGGGAAGGAUGGUAGUGGUGGAUGAAGAGUAGACAUUUUAAAUUGUGUAGUCAUGACUUACUGUCCUGUUGCCCCUGCUAGUGUAAUGAGAGUUGGUUAUGUCACUGUCUCCAAGAAAUCAGGAUUUUUGUUGAGAGCAGCAGUGUUGCAAGCUGUAAGCAGUAGGUCAGAUAACACAUGUUAACCUGGACUAAAUGUUAACAGUAUUAUAUGGACUCUGGAUAGCCCUCUUAGAGAAUCCAUAAAUGUGAACAGAUGAAUAUGGCUAAUCAUUUGAUUCUUAAAUAUACCUUCUAAUGUGGUUACUUUAUUUAUUUGGAAUUCUAAACCUGAUUGUCAUAGUACAUAAGACUAAAAGGUUUUGUAAAGGGAAUGUCCUUAGAUAGAUGAAAAAUAGAAAUUAAAAAAUCAUCACUAGUGGAGUCUUGAUUUUUUUUCUUCCAGCAACGUAAUGGACAGAAAAAAGUGAUUUAAUAUUUUUAUUUUAAAGAUAAGCAUGUUAUUUGAUUCCCUGCACCAAUAGAGUUGACAAAGAUUAAAAUUUAUUUUUUUAUGUCUUUACUGAGAAAAAACUUUGAGUCUUCUGAUAUGAGCUAUUGUACAUGUUCAUGUAAGUGCUUUUAUUAAAAUGAUGUAGAGUACUUCACUGAGUAAACUCAGUGAAGAACAGCAAGUGAUUCUUCUGUUACUAAGGCCAUCAUGCAUUCUAAUGUAGCUGGCAUUUUAUAACCUCAGGGAGUCAUUUCCCUCUGUCUCUUUUUCUUCUAUGCUGUUCACUCCAUUACUAGAUUAUUUGAAAAUUCAAAGACUAGAUUUACAUCACUAUGACUCCAAUUUGGUAUCUUUUUGUACUCUAUACUUACUUUUCUUUUAUUCCAUUGAGAAAUAGUUUAAAUUGUUUUGUUAACCAGCUGUUUGAUUUUUUUUUCUUUUGUAAAAUUAUUUUCCAGUUGGGGAUAUACACUUGGGAGUGGAAGGUGAAUUUGUAUGAUUAAACAGUAGUCUGCAUUUGGCAGGUAGGGGGAAACUGGACAGGAUGAGUUUAAGGAAAUGGCUACCUUUGAAAUAAACAAUUAGUUUUUGUUUGUGAUAUUUUACCCGCUCCCAUUGUGCAUAUCCCAAGUUAGUAAUUAAAAUUAAUGUUACAUGAAAUUGAAUAUAGGAAUAUCAAGGCUCUAUAGCUUAGAGGGUAAGAUAAUAAAAGAACUAUCAGAAGCCUUUUCUACGCCUCUCUGUUUUCUGCUGUUUGACAGUAACUGUCAUUUCCCAGGGAGACAUUUAAUAGUCCUCAAGUCUGAUCUAAUAACUAAUUAUAUUUUGUCUAAGUCUCCACAUCUCUUUGAAGUAAAUUUAGAACCAUGCUAUCAGUUCUUAUUUAUAGACAUCUAUGCUUUAACAAAUACAAAGAAAAUCAACAGGAAUUAACUCAUUUUGUGAUUAAACCUACAGCCAUUUUGCAUUACUUUUUUUCCCUUAUAGGAAAUGGUUAUUACCUUCAUUUCUUCUAUUCAGUUUUACUAACUGGAAAUCCAGGGUGAAGUUAAUGAACAUCUUUCUUACUUUAUUUCUGUAUCAUGAGAUCACUAUUGAUGACUGAAAUACUAAGUACAAAAAGAAUUUGGUUUUGUACAAAGUAAUUUUUUAUUUACAAAAAUAAACUAAAAAAUUUGAAACUGUUUUUAUAAGUCAUGUUCCAUAGUUGACUCUGGAGAUUCUGAUUCUGCUGUUCGUUUUGUGAGAAAUUUUUCUUUUGUAUUCCCUAAUUUUCCUGUUUUGCAGUCUCACCUGUCAGUGGGUAUAGGGGGACGUUAUUACAAAUGCUUUUAGCUUUUGGAAGUUCUAUUUAAACAGGUGAGGAGAAAUACUCAUAACCCUGUCCCAGACUACCAGUAGAUGAUUUCAAAAUCUGUUUCUUUUUAGAAUUUUAAGCAGUAUGUACUUUCCAUGAGUUCCUCAUAAAUUGUCCCAGUGGUAGAACUUGGAAAAAAAUAUAUGUAUCUUUAUUUUUAUUUUUUAUCUAUUUUAUCAUACCGUAGUGGUAACAGAGACAGAAUAAAAAUUAACAAUAUACAGGUACUUCAAUAAGUUUGUGGGAAGCAGAAUUAAAAGGUAAGUUUAUGUAGAUCCAAAAAAAUUUGUGGAAUCCGUACAUAUAGGAGGUCUUGAAAAAGUUCAUGGAAAAUGCAUAUUAUGAAAAAAUUAUGGAUAGAUUUCAAAGUUUAAUGCACAAAAAUAACCAUAUCUUUUAAUUCCUUUUCCACAAACUUAUUUAUUACCUUUAUGUUUGGAGUCCUGUUUUAUAAUUAGUAAAAUGAAGGCAGAAAGAAAAUUUGUCUUGAAUCUUGAGAGGGGAAAAAAACUCUCUUGAUCUCUUUCAACUACAAUGAAUAUAAUCCUAAAUUCAUUUGGAUUGCAAAUAUCUACUCAAUAUAAAAUGACUAGGUGUGGGUAUAACUAUUUUACUUUUCAAAAAUUUAAAAACAAUAAUCAGGAAGUUGAGAUCUUGGAAAUCAGAGUAUAAUCAAUUUUUGGUUUUUCUCUGUUAUAUGUCUUAACUUUGUUUUUUUUUUAAUUGAGAAAUAUAUACAUUUGAAUACAUAAAAUAAAAAUAGGCAGUUUAAAGAACAUUUUUCAAGUAGCUACUUAUAUAACCAGCACUCAAGUUAAUACACUAUUGGCAGUAGCCUAGAAAAUCCCUAUGCAGUCCAUUCUCAGUUAUAAUAAGCUCCCCACCACACACGCCAUUUAUUUAAUUACCACUAUCAUACCUUUUAUGGUUGCUAGCUUCUUGUUUUUAUUUUGUUAUUGCCUCUGUAUGUAUACCUAAAUAAUACAGUUUACUUUUCUCCCACUUCUAACUUUACAUGAAAGGAGUGCACUGCAUUGUUUGUGCUGCUUCCUGGAUUCAGCAUGUGAUUCAGCUCUGUUGCUUGUGGCUGUGCUUUGUCAUCCUUGAUGUAUAAUUUACCUUGGUUUGAUAUACUCCAGUUUAUUCAUUAUUUUGACUAUGGACAAUUGAGAUGAUUUUAAUUUGGAAAAUUGCAAUUCCACAAUGAAAAUUAUUUUAUGUAUCCUGUAGAGCUAAGAAGAUAUGUAUCCAGGAGUUAAAUUGCUUUGUCAUAGGGUAUUCAUAUCUUAAAUUUUAUUAGAUAAUCAGAAAAUUUUUCCUAAGCAUUAGAGAUGUCCUAGUUCUCCAUUUUGUGAACAUAAUGAUAUUAAUAGAUCUUUUAAAUUUUCCAUUCUGGUGUGUGUUAUUGCAGUUUCACUCUGCAUUUUCCUAAUUACCAGUAAAGUUGAGCACCUUCUCAUAAGCUUAUUGGUGACUUCAGCUUUCAUUUUCUAUAGAGUGCUUUGUCAAAUCUGUUACCCAUUUUUUGGGUUGUGCUGGUAGUUGUCUUUCUCACUGAUUCGUAAAAUAUCUUUAUAAAUCUUAGGUUUUGAUAGCUGUAUAGUUAAAAAUAUCUUCUUAUUCUGUGACUUGUCUUUCCCUCUCUUUAUGAUGUUCUUUAAUAAAAAGAAUUUGUGUUUCUUUCCCUCUUGUAGUGCCUCCAAAGUGGCACUUGAAUAUAUUCAUGUGUCUUUGUCUCUGAGUUUUUGUUUCAACUUCUUGAUAUAUUCUUUUUUUAAAAAAAGUUUUUUUAUUUAUUUUUUUGAGAGGUAGAGUUACAGUCAGUGAGAGGGAAAGACAGAGAGAAAGGUCUUUUUCAUCCACUGGUUCACUCCCCAACUGGCCGGAGCUGCACCAGUCCGAAGCCAGGAGCUUCUUCCGGGUCUCCCACAUGGGUGCAGGGGCCUAAGCACUUGGGCCAUCUGCUGCUGCUUGCCCAGGCCAUAGCAGAGAGUGGAUCAGAAGAGGAGCAGCCAAGACUAGAACCAGAGCCUAUAUGAGAUGCCGGCACUGCAAGCGGAGGAUUAGCCCACUGAGCUACAGUGCCGUCCCCAAUGUAUUCUUAAUGUUUACAAAACAGGUCCUCUCCCACUUACUGCUCUGUAAGUGUCUUAGUUAUUUUUAGCCCAUUAUAUUUUUAGUUCUCAGAUUUCUAAUUGCAAACAUGCAAACUUGUUACUCUGCAGUUUCCAGACAUCUUACCAUAAUUUUUGAUCUCUUAUCUACUUGAAAAUGAAAGGCAUGAUUAUUUUAUAAUCCAUGUCUAAUAACUCGAAUCUAAAAUCCCUCCUGUGGGUCUGUUUUUUUUUUUUCUGGUUUUCACUCUUAUUUUUUUGAGAUUUAUUUAUUUGUUUAUUUGAAAGGCAGUUACAUAGAGGCAGAGAGAGAGAGAGACACACACACACAGACAUUGUUCAUCUGCUGGUUCACUCCCAGAUGGCCACAAUGGCUGGAGUUGGGCCAUCCAAAGCCAGGAGCCAGCAGCUGCUUCCUGGUCUCCUAUGUGGGUGCAGGGGCCCAAGAACUUGAGCCAUCUUCUACUGCUUUCCCAGACCAUAACAAAAAGCUGGAUUGGAAGUGGAGCAGCUGGGUCUCAAACCAAUGCCCAUAUGGGAUGCCGGCAGCACAGGAGGCGGCUUGACCUGCUAUGCCAGAGCACCGACUCCUAGUUUUCACUCUUAAUAUCUUACCUCUUACGUAUCUAAAAAGCUGCAGAAAAAUUUAAUGCCCAAGAUGAUAUUGUCAUCCUCUGCAUGGUUUUUUUGUUUGCUUCUGAAAAGUACCUGGGCACUAGUGAUUUAGGAUCAUUGCUGGGUUUUUUCGUUUGUUUUUGAGGGACACAUAUACCUGGAGAGAGAAGCUCCAAUUCACUAGUUUACUCCCUCACUGCCUGCAGUGACUAACAAACCACAGCUGAGAGCCAGGAACUAAAUCUCGGUCUCACAGGUAGGUGCCAGGAACCCAAUCACUUCCGCCAUAACUGCUGCCCCCCAGCAUCUAUCUACGUUAGCAGGAAUCUAGAGUGAGGAGCAGAGCUGGGCAUUUUAACUGCUAAGGCAAAUUUAGGAAAUUUUUUUGUGCAAGUUUAGAGACGGUUUUUCCUGGGCCAUUAUGUGACUCAAACUUACACUCUAUACCGUGCUUGUACUCUUCUUAACUAUUCACACUUACUCACAGGGUUCAGCCCUUCAAGAUUCAAAAGUUAGGUUUACCAAGGCCCCCACCUCUUGAUUGGCCCUAGACGCAACUUUUGAAUCCCUAGCCAUAAAUUCUCUUCAGCUCCUCAGUGGCCUUCUGCAGUCUGUAAAUGUUUUAGGAUAUAGUGGUCCCAAUCGAAGGGUUCACUUUUCUGAAUUUCUGUCUUCUAGAUGCUAGCCUGUUGGCUAUCCACCAACUUAAUCACUGAUACUUUCAUACAUUUUCAAAACUAUGUUUUAUCCAGCCUUUCUAAAUAUUCUCAAGUGAGAAUGUUAAUCCAAAUUACUUUAUCCACCUUAUUUCCUAGCUACCUAUUGAUUAUGUGUAAGUAUAGUUGAUUUCUUUGUAUUGCUUUUCUAUGUGGAAAUUUACUGAACCAUCUAAUGAUCCUUGUAAAUUAUUUGUACUUUUUUUGGAUUUUCUAUAUAACCAACUUCAGAGGAGAGUUUAUUCUUUUCUAAGAUCCAAAUUUUUAUUUUUUUAUCAAACUUUUUAAAAUAUUUAUUUUCAUUUUAUUUGAAAGGCAGGAAGACAAAGAUCUUUCCUCUGCUGGCUCACUACCCAAGUGUCCUAAACAGAAAGGGCUGGGCCAGGCCAAAAUGGAACUGGGAACUCUGUCCAGGUCUUCCACAAAUGUGGAACCUCUCAGGGUAUGCAUUGGCUGGAAACUGGAAUCAGAAGCCGAGCUGGGACUGAAACCCAGGCACUUCAGUGUAGGAUGCAGGCAUCCAUCAUGGCAUUUUAACCAUGGUAUCAAAUGCCCAUCUCGCCCAGUUUUUAUUUUGUUGGUCCUUUCUGCAUAUGUUUGUUUCCUGUCCCAUUAAUUUCUGCUCUUGCUAUAUUUUUCUGUAUUGGAUUUUGUUUUUACUGUUCUAUUUGUAACUUUCUAUUCUUGAGGUCUAUUAUCCAUUUAUUUUCAGCUUAUCUUCUCAUCCGACAUAGGUUUAUAAAAGUCAUCUCUAUGCUAUUGCAAUAUAAUGUCAAAUUUUACUGUAAUUAUUGUAGCCAUAGUCUAUAGGUUUUGAUAUAUAAUAUUGUUGAUAUCCAGUUUAAAUAUUUGCUGAUUUUCAUUAGGAUUUCCUUUUCAACCCUUGAGUGUUUUUAGGAGAGAAUUUCUUAGUUUCCAAACAUGGGGCCUUUAUAAUUUUUUUUUAUUUUGACUGGCAGUUUAAGUGAAUUUUAGGGUAAAAAAAUCUUUGAUUUUAAUCCUUUGAAAUUACUUGCAACUCACUUUAUGGCCCAGAAUGUAAUUUCUGUGUAUUUGAAAACAUUGUAUUCUAUAGUCCUUGUAAACUAUAUAUGUCUGUUAAAAUCAAGUUUGUUAAUUGUUAUUUCAAGCUUUUGUAUCCUUACUGAUUUUUAAUACACCUGUUCUGUCAAUUACUGAAAGAGGUGUGUUAAAAAUCAUCCACUGUGAUUUUGAUUUGCUUCUUUCUCCUUGUAUUUGUUUCUGUUUUAUAUAUUUUGAGAUUAAAUUAUUAAGUGCAUGUAAAUUUUCCUAGCAAAUUGUAUGUUAUCCCUGUGAAAUGUAUCUCUGUGUUAUGUUUUGCCUUUUUAAAGUUUGUUUUCUGUGUAACUAAUAAUGACUUUAUUUUGGUCUAUAUUUUCAUGAAAUAAGUUUUCCACCCAUUUACUUUGAGUCUUCCUAUAUUCUAUCUGUAGAUGAUUGUCAGGUAAACAGUAUUGCUGUGGUUUGGAUGUUGAAUAUUCCUAAAUGCCCAUGUGUUAGGCUUGGUCCUCAGAGUGGCACUACUUGGAGGUGGAAUCUUCAGGACAUAGUUCCUGAGGUCUUUGGGAUUAUUUCCUAAGAAGGUAGUACUUGUGUGACCUUCUGAGUUGGAAAUCCUGAAUUGAAGCCCAUCCACUUCCUAUCACUGCUUUCUGGCUUGCCACGGGGUCCUUCUUCUGAACGUGCUCCGACAUCCACCAUGGGCUUCCUGCAAGAACCAAAACCUGUGCCAUGCCUUUUGGACUUUGAGCCUAAAAACUGUCAGUGAAAUAAACUCCUUCUCUUUGUAAGUUA